Patella vulgata (common limpet) is the source of this 4192-nucleotide messenger RNA. Its product is annotated as solute carrier family 49 member 4. Lineage: Eukaryota; Metazoa; Mollusca; Gastropoda; Patellidae. Gene Ontology annotation, biological process: transmembrane transport. The record is from RefSeq and is a predicted model, not a curated record. Gene Ontology annotation, molecular function: transmembrane transporter activity. The coding region runs from base 173 to 1744 and encodes 523 amino acids. Gene Ontology annotation, cellular component: intracellular membrane-bounded organelle; membrane. The transcript has 14 exons.
UGUCAACAAAUUGAUGACCAGUCUUGUCAGCUGUCUGAGUGUUAUAUUUCUUUGUGUGUUUUACCGACUAUUUUUAUGUUAGAUAAUAAGUAGAUCUGAUUUAUACAUUUUAUUCGGCUUAGUUCAUUCGAGGAUGUCAAGGGCAUAUAACUGAUAGCACAAUUAAUUAAAAAUGGCCCAAAAACCAAAGCCCCGAGAAGAGAAAUCACCACUGUUAUCAUCAGAUAACGAAGAUGUGACAUCACACCAUCAGUAUUCAUCUAUAAAUAAAGAUGAGCGAGAUGAACAAAUAAAAAAUGUUUUAAGUGAAGAAAGUAUAAAUGAUACUGAUGUUAUUAUCGAAAGAACUCAUGAAAUAAAGGUUUACAAAAGAAGAUGGUACGUCUUGCUACUGUUUUCCUGUUUUGCAGCAGCCCAGGGUGGAAUCUGGAAUACUUGGGGACCAAUUUCUGAUUCCUCAAAAGAUGCAUUUGGUUGGAAUGAUGGUGAUAUUGCCUUGCUAUCCAACUGGGGUCCGAUAUCCUAUCUUAUUAGUGGUAUAUUCUUCUCAUGGAUGAUUGAUGUUAAAGGUUUACGAGUUGCUGCUGUGACAAGUUGUUUUCUGGUAACAGCUGGAGCUGGAGUUCGUUGUAUUACAUCCACACCACCCGGGUCCACAUGGUUAAUUCAUUUUGGCCAAUUUCUGGUUGGUUUGGGUGGGCCGGUUGCCAUGGGAGGACCUCCAGCUCUAUCUGCCGUCUGGUUUGAACCUUCAGAGAGAACAACAGCUACAGCUAUAGCAUUUCUUAUCCCUAAUUUGGGCAUAGCUAGUGGAUUUAUAAUAGGUCCACUACUGGUGCCUUCACCAAAUAUAACAGAAACAAAUUCGACUUUUAUAAAUUCAACAAAAUUAGAUUAUUUCCAGUCUGCUAAUUUCUCUAAUUCAAGUACAUCUAUGAGAAUAAGUCAAGAAAGAAAAGAUAUAAUGUUUUUAAUGUAUAUAGAAUUUGGUGGUACAUUAUUGGUGUUCCUGAUGAUGUUGAUUUAUUUUCCGAAGAAACCACCACUUCCUCCCUGUGCUUCAGCAACUAUCAAAAGACAAGAUUUCUGGAAAGGACUCAAAGAUUUAUUCAAAUGUAAACAGUUCUGGUAUAUAGCUACAGCGUAUGGUACAUCUCUGGGUGUUAUUAAUGUGUGGACUGGUAUAAUAGAUGUUAACCUUUCACCUCUAGGUGUAUCACAGAAUGAAGCUGGUUGGAUCGGGUUUUAUUCAACAUGUGCAGCAUGCGUAGCAGCAUUAGUUGUAGCUAGGUUUGCUGAUGUAUUUAGUAAAAGGUUAAAGUUGUUUAUAUUUAUAUUAUACACUGUUGGUACUGUGUUCAUUAUCUGGUUUGCUUUAGCCAGUGCUCAAAUACUACCUACAUCCACUGCUGUUUUUUACCUUACUGUGAUAAUGGGUGUUAUGGCAUUAAAUGCCUCAGUGCCGUUAUUAUUUGAAUUAGCAUGUGAAUUAGCCUAUCCUAUUGGUGAAGGAACAACAAAUGGUGUGAUGACCAUUUUAAAUAAUCUGGGUGGACUCAUUUUCCUGUUCAUUUUAAUGAUACCAAAUAUAGGGACAAUGUGGAUGAACUGGACAUUAAUUGGAGCAACAGUUGUAUGUUUUCCACUUUAUGGAAUGUUAAAAGAAACUUAUAACAGACUAGAUAUAGAUGAAGAUAAAACAUUGAAUUCAAAUGUUACAGUAAUAACUAAAUCACAUGCAUAACAAAAUAAUCGCCUAUUAAAAAUUGUAUAACAACUUGAAAAUAUGUACAUUACAGAAAUAAAUUUAUGGCAGAUAAAACAUGCAAAAGAGCUUUGGAAAAAAAAGUGAUUUACAGUGAUCAAAAGACAAUAUAAUUUUAAAAAAAAGAAAAAACAAAGCAUGAUUAAUGCCAGUGUAUAGGCUGUAUGAAGAUAAUGAUAAUUGAAUAUAAUUACUGUGUGUAUAAGGAUAGCUCAAUUAUUACAGUAACCACUUGCAUAAUAAAAUGACUGUCUGGUAAUUAUAAUUUGUAUUUAUGUUUUAUAAUAAUGUCCAGGUUGAAGUAAACAACCAAUCGUCCUUUUAUUGUUAAUAAUUUCUAUGAACAUCAAUUAUGAUGUGUUUAAAGAUACAUUAUGGGAGAUUAGAUAAAGAGCUGGCAGUUCUCACUAUAAUAGUUAAAAACUAGAUAAUGUAAAGGGAACUUGCUGAAAAUUUCAGUCAAAUUGAUCCACUCUGAACUGAGAUUUUAGCGAUUGAAUUUUUGGUCUAGCCUUGAUCAUCAUUACCAAAGUCGGUAAGAUAAAAAAACAUAGUCUCGAUUAUCCAUUUUUUGAUUUAAUUAUCAAUGAGCAUUAAGCAGCAGAUAGGAUUCUAAUCCAGAAAAUAUCACAGGCUAGCGAUGACAUCGAGAGUUGAUUAUGGUCUGGAUAAGUUAAUUAAUCUCAAAUUAAUAAUUUAGAUACCAUUUCAGGCCAUAAAGAAGGAUGUGCCAUUGGCAGAUUUAGCUAAUAGCAUUUAGUAAUUGAACGGGAAAUACACAGGACAAUUCUAUGGAAUGCAAUUCCUGUUUAUUACUGAGCGAUCUUUCGACUAGGGUACUCCAGUCUUUGUUUAGGAAUGAUAACAAGAAAAGCCUAUACAAAAUGCUUCUCUGUUUCAAACAGUGAUUCUAUUUCAUACAAUUAUAUUAUAAUCCAUAGUUCUGCAAUAUUUCAAACUUAUUAUAUUUUCUGGCUGUCAAAAUUUUUCUCUGUAUCAAACAGUGAUUCUAUUUUAUAAAAUUGUGUCCCGUUGACAAUAUUUCAGACUUAUUAUAUUUUCUGACUGUUAUUUAUAUAUGUUUUCUGUCUCCUCAUGGAUAAUACUGUUGUGAAUCUAGUAAAACCUACAUAUCUAUAUUAUUUGUUUAUUUGUAUAUACAUGUAUUGGUAAUGAUUUAUCAACCUUAAACAGUGUCUUAAACUGUCUUGACAUAAUAAUAUUGUUGACUAAUGUGUUAUAUGUUAUUUGACAGUUAAAGAGCAAUACAUGCGUCUCCUGUGCUGCAACGCAUCUUAAUAAUAGUCAGCUGAUCUGAGCUAUUGGUGUUCAUAUACCACCGAAUAUGGUUAUUUAUAGAUGCACUAAAACCAAAGUCAACAAUUCCUCAUUAUAUAGGCGAAAUAUUGUUAAAAUUGUUUUAAAUUAUACAGUAUAAUAUUAAGGCAAAAUAUUGUGAAAAUUGUUUUGAAUUAUACAUAUGGGUAAACAUUGGUAAAUCAUUUUAAAUUAUACAGUAUAUUACAAGGGUAAAACAUUGGUAAAAAUCUUUUUAAAUUAUAUAUUAUGGUAUAUUAUGUUUUGUUUCAUUCAAGUCAGUUAAGCCAGGAAUACUCAUUGAAAGACUUAUUUCUUAUUUAAUUAAUGGAACUUUUAUUAACUUGUUGUUGUUAUUGUCUUUUGAAAAUUUCCCCUUGAUUUUUUGUUGCUCUAUGUGUAACCUAUAUAUAAAUGGAAAACUAACAAAAUUGUGUUAUAAAAUAAAUUUAUAUUUAUAUAUAUCUUUGUCUCAUUGAAACAUUUUAUAAAUUUAUAUAUUCUUUAAUUUACUAUUUUUUAAAAUAAAUGUAAAUAAUUUUUUUUUUUUCAUUAUUAUUAUCAAAAACAUCUAUAUUUGGUAUCUAUAUUAUAUAGUAAAAUUGGUGAUCAUAGUAAAUACUGAACCGAAUUGAACUAUUUUUGGAUAUUACUUGGUUCAGUUUUAUAUAUUUUAAUGGCCGAUACUCAUUAUAAAAAAAAAUAUUUUAAACCAAAUUUAACCAAAUGGGUGCCAUACAAAAUUCAUACCCACUGGCAUUUUAUCUUGGUUCAUCUAAAUGAUUAAAUGCCUCGUGCUUUCAAAAAGUUGGGAGGGGGGGGGGGGGCCUUUUCUAUUUUCAUAUAUGAAACAAUUGUUUUCUAUUUAUUGAAUGUAUAAAUGAUGUAAAUAUUUUUAAAAAUACCUUUAGUUUUUAUUAAUGGAUGUAAAUUAGAACAAAUGUUUAUUAAUGGAUGAAAAUUAGAUAAUAUUCUUAAAAAUAAAUGGAACAUGUUUUUUAUUAAUGGAUUAUUAGAAGAAUUGUUUUAUAAAUAGAUGUAAAUUGUUUUAUUCAUGGAUGUAAAUUAGAACAUUUUUUUAUUAAUGGUUGUAAUUUAGAAUAUAUUUUU